AUGUCAACGUCUUUCCGCAUAAGUCAUGCUGAGCGCAAUUUCAGCGCCGCCUUCCGUCAACAUCGCCCCGAGAAGGCAGACACCGCCAAAGACGAGGCCGACCGCUUCAAGGCCCUUUUCGCUGACCUCGCGAGGGAGUGCUCGCCUGCUCAUGUCCAGGCAUGUUCCGACUGGGUGAUCGAUUAUGUGCUCCCCACGCCCGCACUGGUGGACGCUUUCGGUGGCUUCAUCACAGCCGUAUCAGCGGCGUACUCGGCCGAGAAGCAGAAGAAGGAGGGCAUGUCCAAAACAGACAUCAAGGCCAGCCUGUGGCCACUGACCUUUGUCAUCAACGAGCUUCUGCACACGACCAAGUAUCUCAUGCGCGACCGUCACCUCCACGAUGAGUGUGUUCCUCUCCUGCGUGUGCCCGUAAUCACCCUCAUCAAGGACCUGGCCACGUUCCCACGACGAUCCAAUCAGAAACACUUCAAUCGCCUUUUCGCCCUCCUCGCUCUUUGGCAUCGGCAAGGAUACUUCGACAAGCCGUACAUUCAGAGCUUGAAAACUCUCGUUGAGAGCGAGGGACAGCAAUUACCUACCGAAGCCAAGGAAUUUGCUUCGUCGAAACAGAAACGGGGGCAUGGAGACACCGAUGCACCGCGCAAGCGGAAGAAACUCGAUCCAACAAAGGGCAUCCAAGUCCUUGGCGGCAUCGAUAAUGUAGGGGAAGAUGGCGAUUGGAAACUGCCAGACUGGCACGGUGGCGAAAACACACCCUGGCAUCUGCUGCCAGCGGCCAGCUGGCUUCGACCGUUGCGAAGUACGGACCACGACAGCGGGCAGGGUAUGAAGAAGAGGGAUGUCAAGGCUAUCAAGUUUGGAGGCGACACGGUCUCAAAGCACGUGCGUAAGGAAGUCCUCAAAUUGCUGAAGCAGGCAGAUGAGCUGUACAACCCGACGCCGGAUACAGGAAAGCGCAUCGAGUAUGAUCAGCUGGGACGCAAAAUGGAGGUGAUCAAGAUACGGAAAUGUGCGGACGGUAAGGUUAGGAAGUAUAUCAGAUCCGAUACGUAUUACGGCUGGUCCACCAAGUUCCUGGACGAAAUGUACCAUCACCCAGAAAAGGGCUUCCUCGCCCAAAUGCGGAAACGCCCCUCGCGAAGUUCAUCUAGCAGAUCGCAUUCGCCUUCUCCAAAAUCAUCAUCACCACCACAUCGCGACGAUGACCCGUCGACAGCUCCUCAACCUCAUCAGCAACCAACAUCUGCAGCUCCAUCGCAUGGCUGUCCAUCUUCCGGGCCCCAAAACACGAACUACCCACCCCCUCCGCAAUACCCUCACCAACAAUUUGGCCCACCACCUCCGAUCCCCCCUCCGUGGCUGAUGCAAGGCCAACAUCAAAUUCCCUUUCCUCCCCCACCACCACUACCACCGAAUGCACAAUGGGCACCACCACGUCCUCCGCCUCAUUUGCAACAGCAGAAUCAAGGGCCGUCACCGCCGCCACCGCCGCCACAUCCUCAUACCCCAUUCUCGAUGAUGGGACAAAACGGUGGAUGGUCUCAACAUGGAGCUCCGCAUCUACCUCCCCCACCGCCACCUCCACCUCCGCAGGGUAAUUUCAGGGGAACUUCUAGAGGUGGGUUUAGAGGUAGCUAUGGAAAUCAGGGCAAUCGUGGGGGGUACGGUAGGCCAGGAUAUUAA
Molecule: messenger RNA, 1686 nt
Organism: Verruconis gallopava
Lineage: Eukaryota; Fungi; Ascomycota; Dothideomycetes; Venturiales; Sympoventuriaceae
Exons: 3
Coding region: 1-1686 (561 amino acids)
Source: RefSeq, a predicted model, not a curated record